UUUACUCUGCAAUUAAUUAUUAUUAAUAAUCAUAAUAUAAUAUGAUAAUAAAUUAUGCAUGUAUAGCAUUUCUGCUGUUUUAUUAUGUUUGACAAUUGCUUGUAAUAAUGUUUUAUUAUUGAUCAAGGCUUGCAUAUGAAUAAACAAAUAAAUAAAUCAAUUAAACACAAAACUAUGUCCUGAAGAUAUAAUUGUAACUAAUGCAAUGUGGCGCUGUUAAUAAUUUCAAUUACGGCUGGAUGUGCCCAACAAAACCCUAAUGAGGAAUUAAAAUUGUUAUAUAUUAUAAAUUACUCAAUAUCAACAUGUUGCCUUUAUUUGAGAACGUGUGUAGAGCUUGCUUGUGCAACAAUGAGUGUGAUAUGAAAACUCUCUUGGACGACAAACUGUCUUACAUUUAUUCUCUUACUACUUCUAUUGAGCUAAAUGAAAAUGAUGGAUUACCACAUAAAAUAUGUAAAAAAUGUGUUGCACAAUUAGAAUCAGUCCUAGAAUUUAGGGAGCAGUGUAUUCGAAAUGACGUGACCUUAAGACAGCAGGUAAUCAACGUUAAGCAAGAGAUACCAGAUUAUCCAUUAGAAUUGAAGCUUGAAGAACCAGAAGCAAAUUUAGAUAGUAACAAUAUAUCUGAUGACUCUGCAGAUGAUAGGGAAGAAUAUGAUCCUAGUUAUGAAGUAAAAAAACAACCUAAAAAAAGGUUAAGAAAGAGCGUGUGCAAAAAAACGAAUACUAGAUAUAAAGCCAGAGAAAAAUUUAAGUUGGAAUGUCAUAUUUGCAGUCGUAAAAUGAAAACAAAUUUAGGUUUAGAAGCUCAUUUACGUAAACAUGAGGGAAAGAAGCCUUACUACUGUGCAACAUGCAAUAGAGAGUUUAAUAAGAUGUCCGGAUUGAAACAACAUAUGUUAACUCAUCUAAGAAGACCAAGAAAUUAUUUUUGUUUGCAAUGUGACAAAUCAUUUUAUCAGCAAAGUUCUCUAAAUGCACAUAUAAAAAUACAUUUGGGAGAUGCAGGAAUAAAAGAAUACAUAUGUGAAACUUGUGGAAAAGCAUUUAUAACUAAUUCAAGAUUGGCUAGGCAUAUGCUUACUCAUUCUGAUGAAUGUCCUUUCAAAUGUGAGCAAUGCGGAAAAUCUUUUAAAGUGAAAUCGAAAUUACAAGAGCAUUCUAAACGACAUACAGGAAUAAAGAAUCAAGUUUGCUCGACAUGUGGACACAGAUUUGUAUCAGCACAUGAAUUACGAAGGCAUAUGGUGUAUCAUACUGGAAUCAAAAAAUACUCAUGCAAUGUAUGUGAAAGAUCAUUUGCUGCAAAAGGAAAUCUAGAUAGGCACCUUAGAAUGCAUGCAGGAAUAAGAACAUUUCAUUGUGACUUGUGUGAAAGAUCAUUUGCUAAAGCUGAGACUUUGAAGCAUCACCGAAUGACACAUACGGGCGAAAAACCUAAUGUAUGCACUAUCUGUGCAAAAGCUUUUAUUCAAAUGACUGCUUUAAAAACACAUAUGAAAAUUCAUCAAAAACAUGAGGUUAUAUAAUAUCUUUUCUCACAAUAUUUUAUAUUUUCUGUAAUAAAUCA
Molecule: messenger RNA, 1573 nt
Organism: Ctenocephalides felis (cat flea)
Lineage: Eukaryota; Metazoa; Arthropoda; Insecta; Siphonaptera; Pulicidae
Product: zinc finger protein OZF-like
Exons: 8
Coding region: 306-1532 (408 amino acids)
Biological process (GO): regulation of immune system process; regulation of cytokine production; negative regulation of transcription by RNA polymerase II
Cellular component (GO): nucleus
Molecular function (GO): zinc ion binding
Source: RefSeq, a predicted model, not a curated record